CGUUUCGACAGGAGUGGCGGCGACAGACAUGGCGAAGAAGGUGUCCAAGACGGCAAUCUUUGAUGGUACUGGCAAGGGUGACGAGGACAUGCAGAUUCGCAUCAACGAGUCCUUUGCGAAGAAGUACGACGAGCAGAAACGGUACGAAGAGCUGCAGAACCUCAAGCACGCGGACUUGAGUGACGACUACGACGAGUCGGAUUCGGAAACAGACGACGAAGACGGCGACCAGUUGACCGAGGAGGUGGACAAGGACAUCGCGCGGACGCUCAAGCUGAUCCGCAAGAAGGAUCCGUCCAUUUACGACACGUCCAUCACGUUCUUUCAACCGGGCGAAAGUGAUGACGACGACAGCGACGGCAACAGUAGUGACGACGACGCCAAACUGACUAAAUCAAAGCAGAAAAAGGCCGACAAACCGUUAUAUUACAAGGACUUGGUGCGGCAACAAGUGCUCGCGGGCGACGUCGACGGGUCAGACGUGUCGGACGACGACCAGGCUCCGUCGACGGCGACCACAACGUACGCCGAAGACCAAGCGCGCCUCAAAGGCGAGUUCCUUCAAUCGUUGGCGGCUUCUGGGGCCGACGGCGACGAUGAACUGGACGGCGGGCUCUUCAUGAAGCGCACCAAGACAUCAGCGGAGACCGAAGCCGACUUGAAAGAGUACGAAGCGUUCAAGGAACUGCACGGCGACGAGAUCACCAACCCCGACGAGUUCUUGAACAAGUAUUUGAAGAGUGGGGUGUGGAAAGAAGGCCACAAGACACGCAACCAGCACAACCACCGGAUUCAAGCCGAGGAUGCCGUUGACGACUCGGAGGACGAAGAAGCACUGGACAAGGCGGACGCGUUCGAGCAUGCGUACAACUUUCGGUUCGAAGAAGACGGCGGCGGCCAGAUCCAGACGUUUUCUCGGCACAUUGACGACUCGUUGCGUCGAAAAGACGAUAAGCGCAAGGUGGCGCGCGAAGAGCGGAAGGCGCGCAAGGCACUGGAGCGGCUGAAGAAGGAGGAGGAGCUGCGCCGAUUGAAGAACCUCAAGCAGGCCGACAUCGAGGCCAAGCUGGACAAGGUCCGCGCUUUGAUGGGCGACGACACGGGCAAGUUGACGGCGGAGGACAUCGACGGCGCGUUCGACCCUGCCGAGCACGACCGCCGCAUGGCCGAAGUGUUUGAUGACGACUAUUAUGGCGGCGACGACGGAGACAAGCCCACAUGGAACGACGACGAUGAUGUGUUUGGCAAGUUGCCAGAGGAAUAUGAAGUAGAAGAAGGCGAGGCGAAUUCGGAACAUGAUGACGACAUCGAGGACGAAGCCAACUUGGACGAGAUGGAAGAAGGCGACGGCGAUGAGCACGGCGAGGAGGACGGGGACGAGGAGGAGAACUCGUUCAAGCAAUCCGAGUUGGAUGCCAAGAAGAAGAAGUACUUGGACGAGCUGUACGCCCUCGACUAUGAAGACUUGAUUGGAGACCUGCCCUGCCGCUUCAAGUACCGCGAAGUGGCCAAGAACAACUACGGCCUCACGACGCAGGAUAUUUUGCAUGCAAAUGACCAAGAACUCAAGGCAGUCGUGUCGUUGAAGCGGCUGGCGCCGUUUGCAGACCGAGAGCACUCGGUGAAUCGACGAAAGGUGCAGCAGCUGCGCAAGGUGCUCAAGGAACGCAGCACGAACAAGAAGACUUGUGGUGGCGCGACGGCGGAAGAAGGCGUGGACACCCCCGCGGCGGUGACAGAGGUCGAGCAAGGUGCAUCAUCGAACAAGAAGAAGCGAAAGCGAAAAGGGAAGAAGACGACGGACGAUGGGGACGAUACCAAGGAAGGUACACCCGAAGUGGCCGUGAAGGAUGACGCGGAAGAUGCCGCCAACGACGAGAAAGACACGACGGCGGACGACGCCACCGCGCCGGCCAAGAAGAAGCGAAAACACAAGAAGAAGGCCAAGAAGACAAGCGCCGCAGCAGCCACACCGGCAGCAACUCUAUCCGCCUCUCGAUUAGAAUCGUAUCGGUUGAAACCUCUCAAGAAGUAAGGCCAAUUGAUAUGUCAUGUCCAUCCUCUCAAGAAGCGAUGGUGUCGUGUCUGCGUACCGGCACACCAGUUCCAUUUUGCCACAACGUACUUCGAACUUCGUGGGAAAUGCCACGUGUUAUAUUUCCAAAUUAUUUUAAUAUACUACUUCGAC
Molecule: messenger RNA, 2188 nt
Organism: Aphanomyces astaci
Lineage: Eukaryota; Oomycota; Saprolegniomycetes; Saprolegniales; Verrucalvaceae
Exons: 1
Coding region: 29-2035 (668 amino acids)
Biological process (GO): endonucleolytic cleavage in ITS1 to separate SSU-rRNA from 5.8S rRNA and LSU-rRNA from tricistronic rRNA transcript (SSU-rRNA, 5.8S rRNA, LSU-rRNA)
Cellular component (GO): 90S preribosome; nucleolus
Source: RefSeq, a predicted model, not a curated record